AUGAAUAAGCUCCCAUCGAAGUUUCAUGUUACUUUAAAGGUUCUUGAGAGCUCGGAGAGCGGUGUCUCAAAAGACACGUAUGAAAAGGACUUGAGGAGCAUAUGCACACUGGAGACCCAGGAGCAUGUGUCCUAUCUCCUGCACCAUUUGAAGGACUUUGAUAAGAUAGACAAGCAAUUUUACAUAAAUGUAUUUAAGGAGGGAAUCAGCCCUGUAUGGGAGGACAAAAACAACAUGAAUGGAUGUGAUUGGAGCCUUAUGCUCAAGAAAGAAGUAUCCCAGAGAUACUUUGAGAGGCUUCUCAUAAGCUUGUGCACAGGAUACUUUAAGACAUUUGAGCCCACGGGGAUGGUUGGGAUACACAAGGACAACAGGUUCAAGCUUAGCAUAUGGUCCAAGAGUCUUCCAUCAACAGCAGACUGCGGAGAAAUAAUCAACGAGCUGAAGGCAGCACUGCAAAUAGACUUUGUAAUUACGUUUCACUACAAAAACCACUCGAAAAUACUUGCAUACCACAAGUCCCUUGAGGUAUAA
Encephalitozoon hellem ATCC 50504 is the source of this 534-nucleotide messenger RNA. Its product is annotated as translation initiation factor. Gene Ontology annotation, biological process: translational initiation. The transcript has a single exon. Gene Ontology annotation, cellular component: eukaryotic translation initiation factor 4F complex. NCBI's taxonomy places the organism in Eukaryota, Fungi, Microsporidia, Unikaryonidae. Gene Ontology annotation, molecular function: translation initiation factor activity; RNA 7-methylguanosine cap binding. The record is from RefSeq and is a predicted model, not a curated record. Bases 1 to 534 code for a protein of 177 amino acids.